Molecule: messenger RNA, 810 nt
Organism: Mollisia scopiformis
Lineage: Eukaryota; Fungi; Ascomycota; Leotiomycetes; Helotiales; Mollisiaceae
Exons: 2
Coding region: 94-675 (193 amino acids)
Source: RefSeq, a predicted model, not a curated record
CUUAAUGUUGUCCAAUCUCGUGGCGUCGCAGACGAACCUCGACAAUGGUCCCAAAGUCUUAGGUCCUGUCUGUGGUGUUGAUGAUCUUUAGAUAUGCUUCUUGUCGAGCUUUCCUCUCCCUUUCCACUUCCACCAUCACCUCCCCCACCACCAACAACAACUACCACAUCCACAUCCACAUUCACUCUAUCUUCGCCAUCGCCAUCCUCGCCACCACCUCCACUUACCACCACUCUUCGUUGUUGUCGGGCUCUGGCGGAAAGGAAUAGGGUUCGGCCUGCUCGUUAUUAUCUCCGAGGUGGUGGAAAAGCUGUUCUCUCGUCGACGUCCUCGAACCAUUCAUUUCUUCAGAGGAAAGCCCAUUAUUGCCCAAAACGAUGCUGCAAGUGGCGUAAAAGCCUUCCCCUCCCAUUCGUCGUCGAGGCUGUUGAACUCCCCACGAAAAAGGUGCUUAUCCCUCAAGAGAAAAAUCGACUGGCCUCCCUGCCGCCUGCAAUUAGCACAAAAAUCCUCACUACUGCAGUCCUAAGCCACAAGAAGCGUUCCGUCUCCGCAAGUCUUGAGCCCUCCUCAUUUGAACAUACAAGACAGCUUCUUCAGAACCUUGAGACCGGCGCAAUACUGGUUUCAUUGUGCUUCUUACCGCCCGUCAUCCACCGCCUUCAACGCCGGUGACAAGGUACCGCAGCGUGUGCUUUAAUCCGACUACACUCUUACCCACAUUCUCUGUCAGCUCGCUUCGUCGAUGCGAUUGACCUUCAAAAAACACUUCAAAGUAUUGUACAACUAGGUACGGACCCAUAGGAAGUC